GUUCUUGCGUUUUCUGGGAUUUAGGCCUAUUGUGUAAGCACCGGCGGGCCAGCACUGCACACGUGGUGCCCGAUGACACGAACAUGCCCGCGCCACGCGGAGGCGCACGCGGCUGCCGGGGCUCGGCUGCUCUUACCGCCAGCACCUAACAUACGCGCACCUGUAUAGUGGCAACGCUAGAGACCUCAUGGGGGCACAACAGCUCGGGGGAGAGCUUACGAAUUUGCGUGAGAACACCACAUUCCCGCUGCCGGCCUUCAAAACGGAUUAACAGUGAAACAAGAAAUGUUGAAUUGAAUAAACAUUGAAUUGAGCAAAAUCAACGAUAAAAUCUAGAACAAUGGAAGCUAAGGGGUUGUUUUGAUAUUUAUCUAUGGGGUCAUUGCGAUCUUUGUUUUUGUACUUUUAACUGUGACUGAAUUUGACAUGCAGCCUAAAUGAAAGAGACCAAGAAUACGUAGGGAGCUUGUUUCCUACUCCCACAAUCCCGGUUUUAAAUGCACUUCCACGUUUAAGUUGGUUAUGUUGAACAGCUCCUGGUAUUGUGGGUUGAAUAAGGAAAUAAAUUAACGAAUCACUAAAAAUGUCGUAGAUUUUCUAAUAAACGGUGUCGCCUUUCUUACGGCGCAUACGGGUGGGGGCGGUACGCACGUACGCACGGCACGGCGGCGCGGUGACGUCGGCGCGCAGAGCAGCGGGGGCGGGUCGGUAAACAGUGUCGGCUGCGCUGUCAAUGCAGCAGGAGUAACGGCGGACAGGCGACGAGCUGGGGACCGGGAGCCUCCCUACCCACCGACACCGACCGGAAAGAUGAGCCAGAAGUCUGAACGCCGAGGGAUCCAUGUGGACCAGUCAGAGUUGCUGUGUAAGAAAGGAUGCGGUUACUAUGGCAACCCUGCCUGGCAAGGCUUCUGUUCAAAGUGCUGGCGAGAGGAAUACCAGCGGGCCAGGCAGAAACAGAUCCAGGAGGACUGGGCUCUGGCUGAGAGGCUGCAGAGAGAGGAGGAGGCAGCCUAUGCCAGCAGCCAGGGGGCGCAGUCCCAGCCCUCUCUAGCACCCUUCUCCAAAUUUGAAGAGAAGAAGUCAAAUGAGAAGACGCGCAAGGUCACAACGGUGAAGAAAUUCUUCAGCCCUUCAUCGCGCACUGCUAGCAAGAAAGCACCCCCCGAGAAAGCCCCGAGUGGGAGGGAGCGCCAUGCUGAGACUCUUCUCAGGGACCUGAGGGACAUUUUUACCCCUCCCUGGGAGCUGGCGUCCCCUACUGAAGCGCUGGUGGCCAGACUGAGAGAGAGCCAGGAGACCAAGACGCCCAGCCCGUCCAUCAGCCGGCAGGCCAGCAUGGAGACGGACCGGGUGUCCCGGGACUUCAUCGACUUCCUGAAGGGCCUGCAGAAGCCGGGCCGCGAGAUCCACAAGCAGUGCCGGGCCUUCGUCGAGAGCAUGGGCAACAAGAAGGACCUCAGCGCAGAAGAACUGUCAGAGUGCGUCCAGGACUUCUACCAGAACAUGGCCGACCGCCUGCUGUCCCACUUCAAAGGGUCCACAGAACGCGUGGAGCGUGUUAUGGACCAGGUGGAGAAGUACCUCAUGACUCGGCUCUAUAAGAACGUCUUCUGUCCAGAAACCACUGAUGACGAGAAGAAGGAUCUGGCUGUGCAGAAGCGCAUCAGGGCCCUCCACUGGGUUACCAUUCAGAUGUUGUGUGUCCCGGUGAAUGAAGACAUCCCUGAGGUCUCGGACAAUGUGGUGAAAGCCAUCACAGAUGUUAUCGAGAUGGACUCCAAGCGCGUGCCCAGGGACAAGCUGGCUUGCAUCACGCGCUGCAGCAAGCACAUCUUCAACGCCAUCAAGAUCACCAAGAGCGAGCCCGCCUCUGCGGACGACUUCCUGCCCACCCUCAUCUACAUCGUGCUGAAGGCCAACCCGCCCCGCCUGCAGUCCAACAUCCAGUACAUCACCCGCUUCUGCAACCCCAGCCGACUCAUGACCGGCGAGGACGGCUACUACUUCACCAACCUGUGCUGCGCAGUGGCUUUCAUCGAGAAGCUGGACGCCCAGUCCCUCAACCUCAGCCCGGAGGACUUUGAGCGCUACAUGUCGGGACAGGCGUCGCCCCGCAGGCAGGAGCCCGAGGCCUGGCCCCCGCCGGCGGGCGGCAGCCCCGCCCUGGCGCAGGUCUACCAGAGCCUGGAGCUGCUGUCGGGGCUGGGCGCGCGGCAGGAGAGGGUCCUGGAGGGGGCGCGGCGGCUGGAGGGCGACCUGAUCGACUGGCGCGCCGGGGUGGAGCGCGAGGUGCAGGACAUCCUGGACAGGCACCCGCUGGACCUCCGGCUGCCCCCCGCCUCGGCCAUAGAUUCCGACAACGUGGAGAACGACCGCCUGCCGCCCCCGCUGCAGCCGCAGGUCUUCGCCGGCUAGGGCAGUGCUCCGGCUAGCCCGGCCCGUUCCCUCUCCCGCUCGGCUCCCUCCCCCGUUCACACGCCGGCUCUCCCUGGGAACUCUCCAGUCUCUAGGCUGCGGCCUGCAAGCCUCCCCGGGUUCAUCUGCGUUCCAGCCCAGCUGGUGCAGCUGGCUCCCGUCCCCCACACACCCCGCUCCUAUUCUGGGGUCUUCACAGCGAGUUUUCGAGCUCAAGUGUGUCGCAGCGCCUGACUGCGGGGCAGUGUUGUUUUUCAGUGUCAUGUUCUUCCAUUUCCUUGCAUUGCACCCUCCCGCCUCUCCAGUCGUUCCUGUUUGUGACGGGCUCAGUGCUCUAGCAGGGGGGGCUCCCCGCUCCUCGCUGUCGCGCUGCAGGCCCGCGGGCAGCUGCUGGGGUCGCCCUGGCUGACUAAGCCCAGCUCCUCCCCUGUCGGCGCUGCCACUUGGGGAAUCCCACUGCAUCAUAGGAGUGACAGGGCCCAGCCAGGCCCCCCAGUGCUCAGACUGACUGUCUUUCCUCGUUGAACAACUCGAGCAUCCCAGCCGAGCACUCGCUUUUACAACAGGCAAGCUCCUGGUGCUUCUCUCCUUAGAGUUGUGAUCUUGAAAGGAUAUGCAGAAUAAACAGGUUGAAGUUCAGAGACAUUAUACAGAAAGAUCCAGCUCUUGCAUUUGGUGUUGUUAAAUACUCAAACUGCUAAAUGUUUUGAAUACCGCGCAUUUAUUGUCUCUGUGGCCCUGUUGUAAUCCCAGCGAGCCCCUGUCCCAGUACGGCGGUGCUGUUUCUUCCUGAUGCUCUCGUCUCCCUCGCCCUCCAGCUUGGCCAUGAGGACUGCCCUACCAGUGGGGAUCUUUGCCAAUGAUGGAUGUUUCCCUAAGUGUGCUGAUAGAUUGGGGAAACAAACCCCCUGAUGUAUGUUCCCCCUCUCAGCAGAUGUCUCGAUGUGUAAAGACGCGUGUCGAAUGUUUGUGUUAAGGGUGUGGUUUGUAAUAGUUCACUACGCUAAAGUUAUUUCACUUUUCCACUCAUUUAGCAUGAUUCAUUAUAGUUCCCCCUGUGUGUGCCUUGGUUUACUAUCCUAUUCUGUGUGCUACACCAUGCAUUCGCAUUCUUUAUAAUGUCCUGCAGGUUUACAGUGGUGCACCAUAGCAAUAUCUAUAGAAAAGAACUUCAGUGCUCAUGCUUAACUAUCAGCAUUUUAGCAGAACGCUUCACCAACACAAGAAACACUGAAGCUCGUUGACACUGUUGUAGCAAGUCAAGUAAAUCAGGUCGAUUAUUUUAUGUACUGUAUCUCACCGUACAGCCCUGUUUUGUUUUUCUUGCUAUUUGACUUGUAACCUCAUUUUAGUCAUUUCUAAAAUGUAAUUAGGUCACCAAUCACCUUCACUUAGUACUGUAGGUAGGUUAGUUCACCUAAUCUCCCCCCCCCCCCAAUAUGAUUUUGAAUGUUUUAUUUUGGGGAUGGUGGGUGUUAAGUUAGAUCAUUUCUUACUAACUCUUAAGAGGCAUGUGAGUUUCCACUCAUCAGCUACAGGUAAAAUGGGUUUGUUGUGCUGUAGUGAAUUAUAGCAUUUCCAGUAAUGGCUUGUUUAGUGCUCUGGAUCACUUUGUCUUUUAUGAAUGCAUGUGCCCAUAACGCCGUUAUUUACAUUAUGCUUCUUCGCCUGGAUGGGGGCAGUUUUCAGGGGCAGAUGAAUGGGAGGGUGCCAGUCAUGAGAGCCAGCUUCUCUAAACAUCCGCCUCUUCGGCCCUGAUGCACCUGCACAUGUCUCUGUGGAGUUGGGCGAAGAGGGUUUGAGGGCGGGUCUUGGGCCUGUUGGUCGUUGAUCUUCCUCUUGCCUCUAUGCAAGGCUGCUAAAGAAUUUAGUUUUCUCCAGAAAGGUGUCACCUUUCUGUUAAAUAGGGUGAACAUGUAAUGGCUACAGCAUGUCUGCCUGGCUGACCGUGUGGACCAGAUCCAAAAUGACUCUAGCAGUGAUGCUUGUUCACACAGGCACGCACACGUUCACAGAUCCUUUUGAAACUGCAAACCAGAACUCUGUGUUCUGCAACAGCACAAUGGGUUAUAAAAACACAUUUAGGAUUUCUCUGUUUAGCAGUUUCAGUUCAGUUUAUUUGUCAUGUGCACAAGUGCAGUGAAAUGCUUAAUUCGCAUGUGUGCACCAAUACAAGGACAUCAAGGAAACAACCAAAACAUAACACAACAGUGGCAGCAACAACAAUUUGACUUUUAAAGCCUAAGCAGAUCAUGGCACCCAGGCGUAUCUUGUGGGUGUGAUCCUAUAGCGCUGCAGGGGCCGACCUCCAGCAGAAUCGGGAACCUGUUGACACAGCUCGGCUGCCUGCAGCAGUAAGAGAAGCCUGUCCCUCUCUGGGAUAACGGCCUUUUAGGCACCAGGUCCCUCCCCUGUGGAAAUGAUUCCUGUCCACACAUGCCCCUGGCUGCUGGUCAUGAACUGUAAAAAAUACAACACAAUUUAAUUCUCAUCUGAAAGUAUUGUUUCAGUGUUCAGUUUUGCUAACAUGAAAAGCAGCAUUUUAUUUAGAAUAUUGCAGUUUUAAAAAGAGCAUUAUUUAAAAAAUAAGCAUUGAGUGUUUAAGGACAGGUAUUUGGAAAUGGAAGUGUAUAUUUGGAGUCCUGUUUCAUCAGUGCUGAUAGAAAUGGACAAACCAGAGUGAUGGGAUUGCUGUAUUUUUUUAAUUGGGAAUGAUUCUCAGAGGAGGGUCCUGACUGAUUCUGUCUGGUGGCCUUCUUGCUGUUCAGUUUCAGGAAACAGUCCUUAUAUAUGGAUAACUUUCUGUAAAGAGGGUGGACCACCUCUAGUCCCAAAGACCUAAAACACUUGGCUCAUGUUUAACCAUAGAUUUCCAAAGAGUGGGAAAAGAAGAGUUAGUUGUUUAGUAAUUCGGAUAGUUUGGUAUGAAAAUGUGCUAAUCCUGCAUCCUUCAGGAUCAGUUUGUCAUUUCCUGGUUUAAAUAACUCCCAUGUUAAGUUGCACGGAAAGUCUUACAAAUUGUUCUUUACGGGUAACCUAUAUAAAAAGACCCACAGGAUAGUUGUGUGGUUGUGACCUGGUGCAUCUUACGUCAGGCUGAUUGCAGGGAGCACUGUGCUGGAAGAUGCUGCAUGAAGAAUACUGCACCUCAGACACUCCCUUUCCCUCCAGCCGCAACGUAACGUAGUGUUCUUCCACCACAGACGUACGCCCAGUGUCCACUGUCCCUGUUGACAACCUGUGCAGAGCUGGGUCCCUGGAUACUUUCAGUCCUUUAUGAAUUUUAGUUUAGCACACGAUAAAGCUGUGUUGCGAAUUCUGUUUUCACUGUUCUGCUUUGGAAAAGGGAUCACAGUAUCUGACUUGCAGUCUGGCGUAGUUGGUGUUCUUACCUCCUGUGUGACCCAUCUUGCCUGCCCAGUAAGACGUCAGGCCUGCCAGUGCUUCCACGCCCUCGGUGUGCCCCCAGACCCCCGUGCUGUGAUCCCCGAGCGGCUCUGGAGCCGGUGACGCGGGUUUAGGAUCUGGUUGAGAAGCCUGCACAGGAUCGGAAGCUGUGGAAAUAAGGAAUGCGUCCCCCCUCUUCCCACCUUCACCCUCUCUUCACAUCCCCGAGCAGGUACUCUGCCAGAGGGAGAGUCUUUUUAACGACUCUGAACAAUGUAUAUUUGUGACCUCACCCGUGUGACUUUUAAACUUGCAUAACACAUCACUAUUUAUUAUGUAAUAUAUAGAACCUGUGGUGUUUUUUACAUAUCGUGUCUGAACUGUGUUUAUUUCAAUAAACCCACAUGCUUCCAGUGUU
This is a messenger RNA of Lepisosteus oculatus (spotted gar), 6223 nucleotides long. RefSeq names its product RAB guanine nucleotide exchange factor (GEF) 1 (gene rabgef1). The record is from RefSeq and is a predicted model, not a curated record. NCBI's taxonomy places the organism in Eukaryota, Metazoa, Chordata, Actinopteri, Semionotiformes, Lepisosteidae. Gene Ontology annotation, biological process: vesicle-mediated transport. Gene Ontology annotation, molecular function: zinc ion binding; small GTPase binding; guanyl-nucleotide exchange factor activity. Gene Ontology annotation, cellular component: cytosol; endocytic vesicle.